Messenger RNA from Xyrauchen texanus (razorback sucker), 5179 nucleotides. Its product is annotated as MAM domain-containing glycosylphosphatidylinositol anchor protein 1-like. Gene Ontology annotation, molecular function: protein binding. The record is from RefSeq and is a predicted model, not a curated record. NCBI's taxonomy places the organism in Eukaryota, Metazoa, Chordata, Actinopteri, Cypriniformes, Catostomidae. Bases 581 to 3448 code for a protein of 955 amino acids. The transcript has 18 exons. Gene Ontology annotation, cellular component: presynaptic membrane. Gene Ontology annotation, biological process: homophilic cell-cell adhesion.
AAAGCUGUCCAGAGAUCAGACGAGUAUAUCUGCCUUCCAUUCGCCCCUCGGCACGGACUAUAGACUCUAGAUAUCCGACCAUCACUAGAUGGGCAGAAACAUCGCUGCGCCCAUCUAUACUCUGACGCGCACAAAGACGCGCAACCUCUCCAUCCGUCUGUCACUCUGGAGAGCGCUCCCGAUGAACGCGCAUCUGAUCGGAGAACAUCAGUGGUGAAGAGUUCAAAUCAGUCACACUGACCUGAGAGAUCAUACCAUAUAAUCGCGGACUGUUGGUUUUCCACAAAUGCGCCUUUGCGUGGAUGUGUGCUGGCUUUUGCAAGAGUUUAACAUCAGUUAAGCUUACCUGGAGGAAUGUGUUGGAAUAUCUUGUUUAUUUUCUGGAUGGAGGGACACCAGUGCGCUCCUGCUAGACGCGCAUAGGAACAAACUAAACACCAGGAACUUCAUCCUUCUUGUGAAAGUCAAACCUGCACGUUCUUUUGAACUGGAAUUAAGGAUUUUGACCAGCGUUUCGUCGAACUAACUGCGAGGAGACUGAGCUCGCAUAGAUAAAGGUAAUGAGGGAUCGCACCUGAAGAUGGAGCUUUUCUGGAUUUUAUUAUUUUCGGUCCUCCACCGGUACACACAAGCGCAAGGGGUUUAUGCUCCUGCAAAUGCUCAAAUCGUGCAUUCUGGCCAGGCAUGUGUGGUAAAGGAGGACAACAUCAGUGAAAGAAUCUACACCAUCAGAGAGGGAGACACAUUAGUUCUUCAGUGCCUGGUCAAAGGACACCCACGGCCACAGGUGCGGUGGACCAAGACAGCAGGCAGUGCCUCGGAGAAGUUCCAGGAGACAUCUAUCUUCGAUGAGACUCUACGGAUCCCCAACAUUCAGAGAGUGCAGGGCGGCCGCUACUACUGCAAGGCUGAGAAUGGGGUGGGGGUGGCUGCCAUCAAGUCCAUUCGCGUAGAUGUGCAGUAUCUGGAUAAGCCCAUGCUCACAGUGCACCAGACUGUGGGUGAUGUACGAGGGAACUACUAUCAGGAGAAAACUGUGUUUUUACGCUGUACGGUGAACUCCAAUCCUCCCGCACGCUUUAUCUGGAAACGGGGAAAUAGACAGAUCGAACAGAGCAAAGACAAUGGAGUGGACAUCUACGAGCCUCUGUAUACACAGGGUGAGACAAAGGUGCUUAAACUGAAGAAUCUUCGUCCUCAGGAUUUUGAUAAUUACACCUGUCAGGUGUCCGUACGGAAUGUGUGUGACAUUCCAGACAGCUCCGUCACCUUUCGUCUCACCAACGCUACAACACCUCCUGCUCUGAAGCUGUCUGUGAAUGAGACCUAUGUGGUGGACCCAAGCCAAGACGUCACGCUCUCCUGCGAAGUAACGGCAGGGUUUCCCACACCUACGGUGACCUGGUCGCGGUACCCUGGGUCUCUCCCGCGGCGGUCUGUGAUUCGAGGUGGGUCCCUCACUUUGUGGUCCGUCACUCCUGAAGAUGCUGGCGUCUACAACUGUACCGCCAUCAACAAUGUCGGGAACCUCGCGAGAAGAACCGUCAACCUCAUUGUGAGAACCAUGAAGAACUUAACAUUCCAGAUCACCCCGGACUCCAACAAAGACAGCGAGAGUAUACAGAUGGGUCGAGACCUCAAACUGUCCUGCCAUGUUGACGCCCAGCCUCAGGAUAAGGUGAACUACACUUGGUACAAGAAUGGAGCUGUCAUCUACCCCACCGACACCCUGAUUGUGCUCCGCAGCGACCCAGACAUGCCACCUGGUACCAGCAGCCUUGAAAUCGUGGACAUGAAGUUCAGAGAUCAGGCCACGUACAGCUGCGUCGCAAACUUUCCAGGGAGCAGCAUUCCUGAAAUGCGUGUAGACGUCAACAUCACGCAGAGCAGCGUCAUUCCCCCUGUUCUGAGUUUGCCAGUUGGAGGGGGUGUGGUUAAUGCCAGUGAGGGCGGUACUGCAGAUCUUGUGUGUUUGGUGGAGGGUAAGCCCCGCCCACCCAUUCUCUGGUCUCGUGCCAACAAGGACCUUCCCAUGCCAUCAGGGGAUUGGGUGGUGGAGACUCGUGACGGACGUUUGCGACUGACUAAUGUGACGCGGGAAAUGAUGGGAGCGUAUCGCUGUCAAACUGCACCUUACAAUGGCCUAAACAUCAAACGUAGACAGACACAAGUGCAACUCAAUGUGGAAUACCCUCCUGUUGUGGAUCCAGUUUUGAUGGACGUUCGUUCUCCAACCUUCCAAAUGGUCAACCUGCGCUGUGUGGUUCUGAAGUCCAAUCCAAACCGAAUAGCCAGUGCCCGCUGGUACUGCAAUGGCAUGCCCAUCCGAACCCCACCGGUGGACCCACAAAGUGUUCCUCAGCUCCGGUUCAAACUGGACCCAAAUAAUAAUGGCACUUAUGAGUGCAGAGUUAGUAAUGGAGUUGGUACAUCAACCUGCACCUUCAAUGUUUCUGCUCAGCCAUUUAAUGCAGAAUUUUACUACGACACGCCAAAUCCCAUUCGCACCUUGAAGAACAAUUAUUCCUACAUCUUACAGUGGACACAGAGAGAGCCCAGUGCUGUGGACAAAAUCAUCGGCUACUGGAUCAACAUCAAACAGAACACACAGACGAUUUUGUCCAAGCAGAUCACCACUAAAGAGCCAUUGAAAGGUGUUCUGAUGACCUACACGCUCACAGACUUACGUAUUCCCCUGUCAUAUGAGGUCAGCCUCAGUCCUGUAACCAGUUUUGGGAGGGGAGACACCGUCACACGCAGCAUACAGUACUCAGAGCCCUACACUUACCCACGACCUUCAGAUCACAUAUGUGGGUUCGAAGAUGUGCGGAUAUGUGGGUACACUCAAGACCGCAGCGAUGUGUUUGACUGGACCAGACAGAACCAUUUCACUCAGAACCCCAAACGCUCGGUUAACACAGGGCCUGAUAUGGACAGGAGUGGGACAAAAGAAGGCUAUUACAUGUACAUCGAGACGUCGCGGCCACGUCAGGCAGGGGACCGAGCCCGUCUUCUCUCUCCCCUCUACAACGUGACAGCUGCGCGAGGACCAUCAGGGUCCACCAGAGCUCCCUACUGCAUCUCCUUCUACUACCACAUGAACGGAAAACAUAUCGGAACACUCAAUGUUCUGAUGAGGGUGAAGAGUAUAGCAGUUGUGGAUUCUGCUAUCUGGACUCUGUCGGGACAACAGGGGCCAGAAUGGAGGAAGGCAGAUGCUGUAAUCUAUCCAAGUGGACCAUUCCAGGUGGUAUUCGAAGGUAUCCGUGGAAACGGCUUUGAGGGAGACAUCGCUAUUGAUGACGUUUCCGUUACCAAGGGGAAAUGCAAACAGCAGGAUAAUGUGGACAAAACAGCAGUACUCUCUGGGACAGACCAGCGUCUUCAUCUUCUUCCUGUUAGCAUCCAUCUCAUCAGCACCAUCUGUCUGACACUCCUUCUCAGAUGAUACUGACAAACCCGCGCACACACGCCUACGUAGGAUGCCUCCCGUGGCAGCAAUAAGAAAACUGCCCAACGUGUGACCACACUUCCCGCUGCUGCCUUCCUCAUGCUCGUUUCCUCCUGUGUUUCCUGUUUCCCAUGCUUAUGUCCUUUUCCAAGACUGCAAUCAUACUUCAACUUUACAAUGUUCUUUUUCUUUACAUUUACACAUACGGCAGUUGCUUUUAUUUAAAGCAACUUGCAUUGCAAUCAAAGUAUACAUUUUAUCAGUUGGUGUGUUCCCUGGAAUUCGAACCCAUGACCUUGGCGUCGCUCGAGUUGCAGCUGAGCUUAAAGAACACCUAUGCUUUCUAUGUUAACAUGAGCACUGCUUCUACUUGCUAUGUGGCACCUUUAUUACAACUUUUGUGUUUUAUAAAAGCAUAACCUCAGUUAAUAUUGUGCAGUUCCAUCCAUACAUCUUGUCACCUCUGCACUGUACAUCCUAAAUCAUUCUGUAUCCUCCGUGUAUGUAUCUGACACGCCAAAGUGUCAACUCUGUUACCAAAGAUGACGGAGGGCUUACAGGAUGGAUGGACAGCUAAGAGAGACACAAGAAUUCUCUUUCUCCAAAUAAACUACCCCUUCCAUUAAGUAAAGUGCAUGGAGAUUUGAUUUCCUUAGGAUGUUGGUUCAAAUAGCAAGGAAUGAUCUGAGCAGGAAUGGACAAAUGAAGCAAGGAUGGUCACGAUGUUAGCAGCUUAAUACUGAUGAUCUGACUUGUAUAUCCACUUGUAUUUGAUAUAUUGGAAUGUCGAGCUGCAGAAUACACAAAUGGACUUCAACUGCAACUUCUGGGACUACAACAAUGUGAAACUAAAGAAGCACAAAUUUAGAUAUUUUUUGGUCAUUUUUGGUUCCUUUACCUGGUAUUUUGUUGGUCUGGAUUCACUGUUCACUUCUUGUCCUUUGGCUUUCUUUACCAGCCAACGUAUACCACUGCUGCAUUGCCGAUUGGUAAUUAGAGGUGUAGAAGGUGGUCUUGAAAACAGUACAAUGUAAACUUUAGCGUAGAAAGGCAAUUACCUCACCCUCGAUAUACAAGAUCCAUAAGCCACCUGGACAAACUGUGAGAACGAUCACUUGAGCAUCAACUUUAGCAUCAUACCUCUGAUUAGAUCACAGACACUGCAAUGAAAGGACCGAAAGAUUGACAACUCUGGAAGCCAAACUGCAGUCUUGGGGUUGAUGAUGAAGAAUGUCAUUUAUAUGUUGUUAGAGAGAAAGUGCAUGUACAUGCAAAAUUCAGUGGGUUGCCUUUGAAAAACAUUGGUUUGAAAUUUUAAGAUGGCAGCAAGCAGUCUUGACGUUGAGAAAGUGAACUGUUUUGAACACAUUAAUCUAAAGGACACACAUUUGUUGACGCAUCUUCAUUAAUGCUGCAUUCCAUUCAACAUCCGCACUAAUAAAUUUUUGUUUCAGAAAUUCGUUUUUGCUUUCUUAACAUCAUCGUUUUAUGUAAUGGAGAGCAUUUUCAAUAUGCGUCAUUUUUGGUGGAGUAAAACGCCAUUCAAGUGGGGAUGAGAGUCAUAAAUAGCUAAAUCAAUACGUUUUCAAAUGAAAAUGUAUUAGUGUGGAUGUGGCCUCUGAGAGUAGAACAUUCCAACAUCUUAUGUGAAAAGAUGCAAUAGAAUAGUUCAAACUUGAAAAUGUGCUUGCAAAAGCAGAAUGAUGGCUCGCAAACAUGGCGGCACCC